CCAUUAAAAUGUCGCUGCAUUUUUUUAGUACAACUUAUACGGAGUAGUAUACUUUUGGUGUACUUGGUUUUUUUUUUUUGGAGAAAGAUGGAGUAAUGAUUACAUUUUCGUCCCUUUUGUUGUGGUAAACCAUUCCAAUGUGUUGUUUUCGUGGGAAAAAAACUUAACCAAUAUGAGUGCGGCUUGUUGUUAUGUGGGAUCUGUAUCAUUAUUGCGUCCGUGUGGAUGGUGCAAUUUCAGGACUGUGGGUUCAUCGCAAUUCGGCGGCGGCUUACGCCGGCGAGUACUGAAAGAAGUGGAUAAUGAGCUGAGCAAAGGAGAUGAUAGAGCUGCACUGUCGCUCGUCAAAGAAUUUCAAGGAAUCCCCGGCGGUCUCAGGGGUUUUGGCGCCGCCCGGCAGAUACCACAGCGACUAUAUUCUCUGGACGAACUCAGAGUGAAUGGAAUAGAAACCGCUUCUCUUUUAUCACCAGCUGAUGCCACACUGGGUGCUAUUGAGAGAAACUUACAGAUUGCAGCUAUAUCUGGGGGUGUUGCUGCUUUGAAUGUGCUGCACUUCAAUCCUCAACAGAUUCUCACCGUCUCUUUGGGACUUUUGUUUCUAUGGACAUUUGACUCAGUCUCCUUCAAUGGAGGGCUCAGUGCCUUAAUUCUGGACACCAUUGGUCACACCCUCAGCCCAAAGUACCACAACAGGGUUAUUCAGGAUGGAUCACUGAAUGUUCAAGCUGGGACUGCAUUUGUGGACUUUGAGUUCAUCGAGGAAGUUAAUAAAGGAAGAGUAUCUGCCACAAUGCUGAACAGGUUUUCUUGUGUUGCACUAGCAGGCGUGGCUACAGAGUAUCUUCUCUUUGGAUGUGCUGAGGGAGGACUUGCAGAUAUUAACCAGUUAGACAGACUACUUAGAAGCCUGGGGUUUACACAGAAGAAAAGUGAUUCUCUGGUUAGAUGGGCCAUUCUGAAUACUAUAUUCAUUUUGCGCCGCCACGAGAAUGCCCGAGCAAAGCUAGCAUUGGCUAUGACAGAAGAACGAUCUGUAGGCUCUUGCAUUGACGCUAUAGAAGAAAACCUAAGUGAUGAUUACUUGUAACUCUUCUUACGGUUAAGAGGCUAUAAGAUGUGUGGAAUAUGCUUUCUCUUCUCUUGUACUCCCACACUAUGUUUGGUUCAAGGAAUUAAGGAGAAAAAUAUACAGUUAAGGACAAGAAAAGAAAUUCAAAAUCCUAAGAAAAUGGUGAGGAAAAUAGUUUUCCUUAAUUUUUUUGUUUGGGGGUUGUGAAGAAAGGGCAAGGCAAAUA
Messenger RNA from Cuscuta campestris, 1298 nucleotides. Lineage: Eukaryota; Viridiplantae; Streptophyta; Magnoliopsida; Solanales; Convolvulaceae. The record is from the annotation of a GenBank genome assembly.